AUGGUGUUCAACAAGCUAGUUUCGUUUCAGAUUGACUAUGCUCCGCAAUAUUAUCUAACGAAAUACAUCUCAACUCAUUCGCGCCUCCAAUUGAUCCAUAUCAACAAUAAGGCAUCGCCUAUCGUUGAAGGCUUCUUCGCUGUGGGAACAGAAUGCCCUACAGACUCAGGCGUGCCACAUACAUUGGAGCAUUUGAUCUUUAUGGGCUCACAUAAUCACCCAUACAAAGGAUUACUUGAUAUGGCAGGGAACUUGUGCAUGUCUUCCACAAACGCAUGGACCGCUACCGACCAAACUGUCUACACAUUAACAACUGCUGGAUGGUCUGGUUUCAAAAAGCUGUUACCAAUCUACCUCGAUCACAUUUUAAAUCCUACAUUGAGCGAGCAUGCUUUUACUACAGAAGUUCAUCACAUCGAUCCAGAUGAUUUGGAGGAUAAGGGAGUGGUCUACAGUGAAAUGCAAGCCAUGGAAUCUGACAGCGACUUUAUUAUUACUUUGGAAAAACAAAGGCAAAUGUUUCCUGAGGGAAGUGGCUACAGAUCAGAAACAGGUGGCUUAACUGCUAAUUUGCGUGAGUUAACAAAUGAUGCCGUCAAGAAGUUUCAUGAAGAUAUGUAUUCGCCCGAUAAUCUAUGUGUUAUUGUCGUUGGGCAUGUCCCCCAAGAUGAAUUACUGAAAAUCAUGGAGAAUUUCGACAGUGAACUACCUGAAUUCAAAGGAAAUCGUAAGAAACCUUUUGUUGAUACGAAAGAGUCUCAGAUCCCUCAACGAAGAUCUGACUUAACACAAAGUGAGGUAGAAUUUCCGGAAGUUGACGAGUCUCAGGGAGGGAUGACCUUCGCAUGGAUAGGCGAACCUUUUCCUUCACAUCUAAACGAUUUGGGUGUGACAAUACUGAUGGAGUACUUCACCAAAACCGCUUUGGCACCUUUCACAAAAGAGCUAAUCGAGACAGCCGACCCUCUUGCUAAUCAUGUUUCGUUUGAUACUGACGAUUUCAUGAGAACUAUUGUUAAUCUAACGUUCUAUGGAGUUCCUACGGAACGGCUAGGGGAGGCGAAGGAAAAAGUCCUUGACGUUAUACAGAAUCAUAGCAUUGAUCUUUCCAGGAUUAGGCAAGUUGUGGAGAAUGAAAAAUGGACUUUCGUGCAGGAUUGCGAGAGAAGUCCCUUCAUCUUAAGUGAGUUGUGUAUUACCGACUUCCUAUAUGGCUCAGAUGAUGGAAAGCUCCUUGAAGAAUCCUUAAAAGAUUUGAAAGAUUUUGAGCUACUACUUCAGUGGGAAAAGUCCCAGUGGCAAGAGUUACUACAGCGCAAUUUUGUGGAUAACCGGCCGGUGAUUGUGUUAGGCAAACCUAGCAGUAGCCUCUAUGCGCAGUUGGAGGAGGAACAAAAAACUAGACUGGAAGAGAGAAAGGCUAGUCUUGGAGACCAAGGUUCAAGAGCUCUCAAAAGAAAACUUGAAGAUGCUAUAAAGGCGAAUUCUAAGGCCAUUCCUCCAGAGCUACUGGAACAGUUUGUUGUUGACGACCCUGUCAAGAGUAUCGACUUCAUCGAGACGAAAGGUAUAACUACAAUAAGGAACCCAUUGAACGAUGAAACCGACGAACUAACGCGAAGGGUUUUGAAUCAAAAACCACCUAAUUUCCCUUUCUUUCUUCAUCUCGAACAUUUUACAUCUGAAUUUGUGCACAUUAGCUUUUGUCUCAACACAACAACAGUUAAAGACGUGAGUCUUUUGCCAUUGUACCAUGUUAUGUGCAAAAUAUUUUCAUUUCCUAUGCGGUGCGAGGAUGGUUCCAUAGAGCCCUUUGAAAAGGUUUUGUCAACCCUGAAAGCAGAAACUAUACAAUCUAGCCUUUCCAUGGGCAUUCAGGGAGUUUUUACUAACUUGCUACAAGUUCAUAUCGGCUCCCGUUACUCUAAUUACAAAGAAGCUGUAAAAUGGAUCAAACACUGUUUAUAUGACAUGGUUUUUGACGAAGAGCGUAUCAGCAUCUUUAUUGAGAGCUUUUUGAGUUCUAUUGUGGAGCUAAAACGAAGUGGAUAUGAUAUGUUAGACUCUUUGAUAAACCGUCACACGUUUACGCCUAGAGCAAUGAAAAAAUCAACUGAUGGUUUGUUUGUGAAGGAUAUACUGCAAGCAUACUUGGAUGAAAUCAAUAAUGGUAACUUUGAGACAAAAGUUUUGCCCAAACUAGAGAUUUUAAGAGAUCAGUUGAGAGCUAAUUUCAACACGUUUCAUAUCUUGAUCUCAGGUAAUGCGGAGAAAAUGGGAGACAUUUAUGGGCCUUGGAUGGAAUACUUUGGGGAGUAUGUCGACAAGCAAAAUGAAGUUAUGAAAGUGCCCCCCGUUCCACGCUUAACAGAUACCCUAAGUGAUUUAGGAAAGGAUAUGAGAGACACCGCUCAUAUCGUGACUACCCCUGCUUCAGAAUCUUCCUAUGUGAGCGUGAUAUCCAAUUUGCCCUCCGGUUUUGACUAUUAUCACCCAGAUUAUCCAGCGAUUGUAUUGGCAGAGGAGUAUCUCGGUUGUGUAGAAGGCCCACUAUGGAAUGGCAUUAGAGGUGCAGGUCUUGCCUACGACGGCUCGAUUAGGAAAAGGAUGGAAUCCUCAUUGAUAGAGUUUUCUUUCUACCGUGCUGCAGAUGCUACUGGGUGCUUUCAAGCGGCGAAAGAAAUCGUGCAUAACUUUGCCGCGGGGGUCACUAAGUUCGAGCCGAAUCUUUUGCCAGCCGCAUUGAGCAGUGUUCUUCUCUCUAUGGCACAGGCCGAAUCCGAUUAUUUUUCGCUCGCUGGUAAGAAGUAUGCAGACAUCUUCUGCAGGAACAAAGAACCGAACUACAAUAAACAGUUCUUGGAAAAACUUGGUGAACUGACCGCUGACGAUUUACAGCGAGUGGUAAAAGAAUACUUUGUUGACAUUUUUAAUCCAAGACGUGGGGCUGUUUUCAUCAGCUGUCACCCAACAAAAUUGGAUUCCAUCCGUGCAUUCCUGCAGCAGGAAGGCUACGAUGUGUCGGUCGAAGAGUUAGAGGAGGAUAGUGACUAUGAGAGUGAUGACGAUUCUUGCAGUGAUUCUCAAGAAGACUAA
Messenger RNA from Lachancea fermentati, 3096 nucleotides. NCBI's taxonomy places the organism in Eukaryota, Fungi, Ascomycota, Saccharomycetes, Saccharomycetales, Saccharomycetaceae. The record is from the annotation of a GenBank genome assembly.